Olea europaea var. sylvestris is the source of this 924-nucleotide messenger RNA. RefSeq lists its product as uncharacterized. The coding region runs from base 1 to 924 and encodes 307 amino acids. NCBI's taxonomy places the organism in Eukaryota, Viridiplantae, Streptophyta, Magnoliopsida, Lamiales, Oleaceae. The record is from RefSeq and is a predicted model, not a curated record. The transcript is spliced from 3 exons.
AUGAGAAAAUGUCCAAACCAUGGAAUCACUCAAGGAAACCAAGUGCAAUACUUCUACACCGGCCUUACACCACUGUCAAAAUCUCAAGUUGAUGCCUCUGCUGGUGGAUCAAUCAUAGGAAAAUUAGUGCAACAAACCAUGGACCUAUUUGAGUUAAUUGCCACCACACAUUCAAUGUUCUCAUCAGAAAGAGUGGUACCACCAAAGAUAGCAGGAAUGUAUGAAUUAGAAAGCACAACAUCUACCAAUGCACAGAUAGCAGCUUUAACAAAACAGGCAUCCAUCAAGAAACUGGAGGCACAAAUUGGUCAGAUAGCACAACAACUUACAGAACGUCCACAAGGGACAUUGCCAGGCAAUACAAUGAUAAAUCCUAAGGAACAGUUGAUGGCAAUUAAAGUAGUGGAGAACGAUCCACCCAGGGCCCCCGUAAAAGUUAAAGCAUAUGUACCUCCACUUCCGUUUUCCCAAAGACUUCGAAAGAAGUCGAUGGAGCAAAAUAUUCAUGUCAUAAAUACAAAGAGCGAGGUACAAUCGUCAGAGAUCACUACAAAGAGACCCAAAAGAAAAGAUGCCCAAGAAGUAAUUGAUGAAGCUACAAGGGUAGAAAAAUUUGAACCAAACACAACUGAAAAUGGAGAAAGUACAGAAACAUCAGUUGCUAAAGCACCAAGUCUAGACAAAGUUUACAUGCCUCCCAUUCCUUUUCCUCAAAAGCUCAAGAAGAACAAACAGGACACAAACUAUGAAAAAUUUCUCAAUGUUCUCAAGAAGCUCCAGAUCAAUGUUCCGUUCAUUGAUGCGAUACUACAAAUUCCAAGCUAUACGAAAUUUCUGAAAGAGAUGUUGACAAAGAAAAGAAAACUUCCGGAGUUUGAAACUGUGGCAUUAACUGAGGAAAGUAGUGAAAUUGGGACUAGGUGA